UGCCCCACUGACUGUCAGAAGAGGGGAAAAGAAGAUACAGGGAAGGACGGAAAGAAGCCUCGCCCUACCCGGGCCAUCCCGGCCAUGGAGCUCGCCAAGCCGGUUUUCCCCGCGCUGCCGCAGCCCAAAGAGGACUCCGAGGAUUGGACAUAUCCAAUGAGAAGAGAGAUGCAGGAAAUUUUACCUGGCUUAUUCUUAGGCCCAUACUCUUCAGCUAUGAAAAGUAAGCUACCUACACUUCAGAAACAUGGGAUCACUCAUGUAAUAUGCAUAAGACAAAACAUUGAAGCGAACUUUAUUAAACCAAACUUCCAGCACUUAUUUAGGUAUUUGGUCUUGGAUAUUGCUGAUAAUCCCAUUGAAAAUAUAAUAAGGUUUUUCCCAAUGACUAAGGAGUUUAUUGAUGGGAGUUUACAAACUGGAGGAAAAAUUCUUGUGCAUGGGAACGCAGGGAUUUCUAGAAGUGCUGCCUUAGUUAUUGCAUAUAUUAUGGAAACAUUUGGUGUGAAGUACAGGGAUGCAUUUACGUAUGUGCAAGAAAGAAGGUUUUGUAUUAAUCCCAAUGCUGGAUUUGUUCAUCAACUUCAGGAAUAUGAAGCCAUCUAUCUAGCAAAGUUAACUAUCCAGAUGAUGUCACCUCGGCAGCUGGAGCGAUCACUCUCAGUUACUACAGGUGUGAUCUUAAUACAGGAAGUCUGAAACGAACACAUGAAGAGGAGGAAGAAAGCAGCGUACAGGCAGCAGCUCCAAAUGGUUGACAGCUGAAGAUACCUGGACUUGAUUGUUGGGAGUUUUAUAGCAGCUUCUAAUCCUGGCAAGAUGAACAACCAGAUACAAAUUUAAAAAUGGAAGAUUCUAACUUCCUUAUGCAAACCUGUUCCUUCAGUAGCAUACAAGGCAACAUUUUUAAGGUAUUAGAUUCCUUGAUUGACUAGAAGGCACUGAUUUAUUUUUUUUUACACUUUAUAGUUUUAUCCUUACCCCAAAGUUUUGGACUUGCAAAGAGGUAUUAUUGCAAUAAUGCACUUUUCAUACUUGAAAUUUAUUUGUAUUGAUAAAAUUAUUACUUAAGCAAAA
Protobothrops mucrosquamatus (brown spotted pit viper) is the source of this 1077-nucleotide messenger RNA. RefSeq names its product serine/threonine/tyrosine interacting protein (gene STYX). Gene Ontology annotation, molecular function: F-box domain binding; protein tyrosine/serine/threonine phosphatase activity. The coding region runs from base 85 to 699 and encodes 204 amino acids. The record is from RefSeq and is a predicted model, not a curated record. The transcript is spliced from 11 exons. NCBI's taxonomy places the organism in Eukaryota, Metazoa, Chordata, Lepidosauria, Squamata, Viperidae. Gene Ontology annotation, cellular component: cytoplasm; nucleoplasm. Gene Ontology annotation, biological process: protein dephosphorylation; negative regulation of SCF-dependent proteasomal ubiquitin-dependent catabolic process; negative regulation of protein binding.